UGAAUUAAAUUUGGUGAAUUGUCAAAGUGAUAUUUUAUAUUCAACAGUAUGUUGAAAUAUUAGUGUGAAAUAAUUGGAAUAAUCUUUUUAAAUCGACAUUCUCCCAAGGAUUUUUUUAAAGAAGAAUGUUUUCUAUAUUUACACCUGCAUUCACAUUUAAGAAUCGUGGCGCUUCUCCAUCAGAAUCAAUCACUGGCUAUGUCACAGGUUCUGAUAAGCUUUUGGUACCAGGAAAAGUUAUAGCAAGCAACAAUAUAGCUCAAGGUUCGAUGACUUUGCCAAUCGAGCCUUCUAAACUCUUUGGCAAACCAGAUGUUGUACAAGUUUCAGUUACCAUGAGCGCAUUUGGGACUUUGAUGUUAGACAGUAAAUCUGAUGCAAUUUGGUCUGAUGAUAUCCAUUGGGUUAGGGCUAUCCGUCUGUCUGAUGACUGUCACAAUUAUAACAUACAAUUAAAGCUGAAACCCUCACAAAGAAUAUCAAACAGUUUGCCGAACAAAAACACAUCAGCACCUCCACAAUUGAUACUACAAGUAGUGAGGCCGAUAUUGGCAGGACAAGAGUUACUCUUAUGGUUCUCUGAAGACAUUUUGGCGAUGCUUCAGAUAGCUUUCUUAACACCGGCAAAUAUUCAAGGUCAGAAAGAAUACGUUUGUCUCCGAUGUGGAGCCAUGUACGAAUCACCAAACCCCCUGAAGCUCCACAUAACCUUGAACUGUGGAUUAAAUCCAGUAAUAAAACUGUGGAACAAACUUUGCUCCAUUCUGACCAACAACACCACCUCGGAAAUCUUGGAGGGGGACAUUUUCGACUUCAAACUAGUACCUGAAACUUCCUUAACGCGUCAGAAAAUCGCCAUGGACUUGACAACAUCUACAUCUAGAAGAGACUGCCUUAAUAGUAUAACACAUAGACCAUUUUUAGAAAAUUCAGCCUUCAAGCCUUUCAAAAGAAGCGAGAAUCACGUAAAAGGUGAGAGUGGUGUUCAAGGAAGCGUAAGUUGGCCCUUGAACGUGUCAAAUUUGACAUCAUCAGGAAAUAUGAAGGAAGAUGAAGCUCAAAUAGAAUCGUUAGUUAGUAGUUUAGGAAAGACAAAGCAGGGUCAUAUGUGUGUAUAUUGUGGAAAGUGUUAUUCAAGAAAAUACGGAUUGAAAAUUCAUAUACGAACACACACCGGAUAUAAACCCUUAGAAUGUAAAUACUGUAAAAGACCAUUUGGAGAUCCCAGCAACCUGAACAAACAUGUUAGGCUACAUGCAGAGGGAAACACACCAUAUAGAUGUGACUUAUGUGGGAAGGUCUUAGUGCGACGAAGAGAUCUAGAGCGUCACUUAAAGUCGAGGCAUCUGCCAGAAACACAUCCAGAUAUGAACCUCAUCGUCAGUAGAAAUAGUGAAGAAGAAGUAGAUGAUGUAGAAAAAUUGCCAUCUUCGAAAACCGAGGAGUCAAAGUUAUAAUCAAAUUUUAAAUAGUUGUUGAAAUUAUGAAAUAUAUAUUUUUAUCAGUUGA
Harmonia axyridis is the source of this 1509-nucleotide messenger RNA. RefSeq names its product zinc finger protein 177 (gene Prdm13). The record is from RefSeq and is a predicted model, not a curated record. NCBI's taxonomy places the organism in Eukaryota, Metazoa, Arthropoda, Insecta, Coleoptera, Coccinellidae. Bases 126 to 1457 code for a protein of 443 amino acids. The transcript is spliced from 5 exons. Gene Ontology annotation, cellular component: nucleus.